GCCCGGGCACGGGCCAUACAGGUGACGCAUCCCCCGCCCCCCCCAAAAAAAACCCAACUCACGCGGUGCCUGCCACGCCUGUACCGGUAGUUUAACCUGCCAAUCAAAAUUAAUCUUCAUAUCUGAAUCAUAUCUUGUGAUUGGUAGCCGGGUCCCGCUUCUGGAUAGGUAUGAUGGUAAGAUUUAGGGAAAUCGCGCGAGUGCUGUGAGAAUGUUGUCGAUAAUGUAUUGCACUGGGGUGCUAUGGAACGUCUUGCGGUCGACCCAGCCCCCUUCUUUUUUUCUUUUUUCCUCCUCCUGAACUUGCAUAUAGGUUGCGUUUUUAUUUCUUCUCAGAAACCCCCUAAAGUUUGAUAUCUGUUGGUGGGGACUGGGGGUUUGUUAGCGGAGAGGUUCCGAAAGGCCCCAUGGCGGGGUUUGUGUUGAUCGGGUGUCUAUCAAGUGGUUGGCUUGUGCCUGUCUGUCCCUUUGGCCUGUUCUAGGAGCGAAUAAUCGGCGGAGGUGAUGUGGGUAGGUAGGUGGCGAGUGUGUGACCUAUAGUUUGGGUGCUGUCGGACUUGAAUAGUGGAGGGUUGCGUUGUAUAUAGUAGUGGGUAGUUCCGCCUGUUGGCCCAGGGGUGGUCGGUCAAUUGGAGGUUAGGGGUGGGGGAGGGGUGCGCCUGUUGUGGGUGUCAAUGAUCGCCUUUUCCUGCCGGCUGGUGUUCUAGGGACUGGGGAUGUUUCCGUGACUUUACUCGCUCUAUGCAAGAAGUAUGAGAGAACGGGGGUCCGCGAAAUGUGUGGCAAAUAAAUCCGUAGGUAUCCGAGCGCCGGGACUAGCUCGCGAUUCGUAUUUUGGAUAUUGCUUGCCUGGAACGAGAAGACGGAGUAGGAGGGGACUUAGGGAAUUGGUGUUAUGCUGAGUGUGCUUAUGGGACUUGGGAGUGUGACUUUAGAGUUUUGGCGUGGUCUUUGGAGUUGGUUUGUGAGAAGUUUCGUUACUCCGGGCCAAAUUGUUCAAUUCAGCAGUCCUAGGAGCACGUGUUGUGUGUUUUGCGUUUGCCCGUCCUGGCUGGAAUCCAGAUGUAUUUUGGCGGCGGUUUGAUGUGACUCAAAAGGUUGCAUCGGUGUUCUCGCGGAGUGGUUAUUGCCUCGAUGCCUUGGGGCUAUGUCCCGCUGGAUAUUACUCUCAAGGGUAUGGUCAUUUGGGGGUAGCAAAUGCUGCAGCCACAAAUAAUAGAGAAGCGUGAAGACCUCAGGAUAUCCUAAUGUCCGAACGCGGCCAGGGUGGCUGGUAAGCGGGACCAUGGUUCCCUAUCGUAGAAUAAGAGUUACUACUUCGUUCAAUCCGGUAUCACACCACGAAAGACUUUCCGAGUAAGAACCCCAAUAGUAGUGAUCUUUGAGCUGGUCGAAUUGAAGUGUGUCGGGGCAAAUGAUUCGCAAACUGGCUCAAUUUGUUCCACAGGUGGCCCGGAUGGUGCCUUUGCAGACUCUCAGAGGGAGCCAUUGGUGAGACUGGUUUUGGUGGGCGCUUUUCGUGUCGGCAAACCGGGUUUCCAUGUUUUUUUUUCUUUUUCGGAGGAUACGGUUUGUAUGGGGGUGAACUCUGUUAUUGGAGGAGUGAUACCGCAUGCAUUAGGACGCUCCCGUACCCCAACGAUAUAUGCCUGUGAGCUGCACAAGGCAUCCAACAAAGUGAUUUAGUUAUUCUCCAUAUCAUGCUUGCACCGCGCUCUUGUUGCGUUGGCCCUUACCGGUAUGAUCCCCGGAAUAGGAACUUUGGCUUAGGGAAUGUUGGCCACAAUAUGUUAUCAAGGUUUAAUCUUCUCGAGUAUUAGCUAUUCCAAGGGGCUUUCCUCUUGGGAUCCAAUCUGUCGGCUGACCAUAUGUUUUUCCGGAGCGAGCAGCUGAUAUAUAAGUCAGGGUACUUGAUGGCUUUUGUAGGCCCAAUGCUGUGGCUGAGAAUUUCGCGGGGUCGAUGGUACACGGCAAUUGAAGAACCGUAUAUCAAGGGGUUGAAACUUGUAAACUUUAUCUAUGGGUUGAAUUAAAAGUGGCUUGAGACCCUCUGCACUUUGGGGUCUUGUUGGAAAGGGACCGGGUUCAUUAUGACCAUUGGUAUCUCAGCUAGUCCAGCGAAUUGACACCUUCGUUCGGCUUGAGGUUAAACAUUCCGACUGGUCAUAUCAAGCGAUCGAGCGCUUGCGUCGUUUAGACUAAACGCCAACUCUGUUGCACAAGUGGUCUAGCAGCUCCCUCAGGUUCCGGCCACUUGAAUCUAGUGGCACGAGUGCAUCGACCAACAAAGCCAAUAUACUUUACUCGUAGCAACGCGAUUUACCCGGUCUUGGCACUCCCGGGGUGGUGAUCUCGUCCUGCCCCAGCGCGAAAGCCACCCGUGCUCGGGCGUUUCGAGCGAAUCCUAACCGCCUCGAGUACAAGUAUCACGACCCGCUGAUUAUUGCUGGGUUACCUCAGGGGGCGAGCUGAGACUUGGGGUUUUUGUUGAAAUGCUGAGCCACUUAUGUUGAAACGCGCUGAAGCUUGCGUGUGCUCGAUUUGAUGGGUUAUAAGCAGAGAGCAAUCCCCUCAAUCAGGUGGUUCGGGGUUUGUUCUGGUGUUCGAUCUUUCUUCUUCCCUUUCUCUUUCUAAUCUCGAAUUCCCGGGAUGCUGCGAUCGAUCUCUAAAGUCCGCCGGUCCCUAGUGUACGAUAACCUCUCAGGAGGUUCGUAUCGUACUUGUACGGCAGGUGCCGGUACUUCGCCCGGGUCCGUGUUUGCCUGGGUUGAGCUUUUAGUACGGCAUCAUGCCCGGGGGAAGGAAUCGGGGGGGGGGAGAAGGAAAUGGAUCAGUCUUACAGCGCACGAUACGAUAGGGCGGGCUCCGAUGAGAGGGAAGAAGCCUCGGGGAUGGACCAGACAGCUGCUGAGUUGAUGUCUCUAACAAAGCGCCAAGUUCUAGACACUAGUGAGUUCAUACAGACCCAGACUCCGCCUCUUCCCGCGGAAUAAACACCCUCUUUUCAGUUGUACCUGCUACCCCGAAUAACGAGCCUUAGACUUGUCAUGGCUAUGACCGAGCACGGCAAAGUUCCCUCUUUCCGGAGCAUACCUUAGUUGUGUGUACAGUACCAUAGCGUGAAAAGAGGGAAAAAAAGAACUAUGCCUUAAUCACGAUUCAGUAUUGAAAAAACAAAAGAAAGGUUCAAGCUGACUAUCGGCCAGUUGUUCGCUUUCCGGACCGUUUUUUCCCACUAAAGGCGAGCGUACGCGUGCGAUACUAUACCUCAGCUACAGUUUGGUGAAGCUGGAAUGUGGCUCCGGGGCUUUAAUGUGCAAGGCGCACCUCUCGGCCCAUCACCAAGUUUUGUUAGUUUUGCGACCUGAGCAUCUCUUCAUUAACUUAUUCACGCUCGGUUGUUAACGAUGCAACAUGCAACGAUGUCGCUUGCGCGCACACGGACUAACGCAUGACUCGGAGACUGGCGCAAGGGGGACUGCCCGGUUCAUCUCCCUCUAAUUGAAAUGAAAGGAAAUGAUGAUUCAGAAUUUAAUUCUGCGCACGUCGCUGUGCUCUUAGAAUUUCGCGAUAUUCUAACGAUCAUUUUCCAUCAAAACCACGUUUGGUCGGCCGCGAAAUUGGAAAAGCAUUUCGAAUCCCGGGGGUUACUUCAUACCGGAACGUUACCAUGCUCUUCCUCUGAAACGCCAAGUGAUGAGAGGGGGCUUAGGCACCAAAACAUACUCGAGUAAAAGGGUGCUUUUGAGCCUCACAACAGAACCCACCGACCCACCGGAUCUCUCACUCCAAUGUCAGCUGGCGAGACUUCUUUCCGAGUGCCCUUGUAAGCUCCAUUAUAACUUCUGGUAUAUCUGAGAUGCUGGUUAGGGAGGGCAAAAUUGACUUUAAUUUUCAUUUUUACAGGUUCAUGACGUCUGAUGGACCCAUUGAGGGAGGGGUGAUGGGGUGGUGGUGGGGUAUCAUAACUUGGAUUUUGUGCCUCACCUUGUGUGAGGGCAGCGCACCUUCUAGGCCUGGGGCUUGUUCUAUGGGAGGGAUUCUGGGCGCCGGGUGGAAGCUGACACUUUUGUUGUCUCCCUUGCUGCUUGCUUGCUGCAGGUACCAGUCGUUGAGGGAAAAAAAAAAAAGUACGGUGCAAUGGGGCGGAGACGAGUGUUUAGGGCCACGCUGUGUCAGUGUGUGGUCUCGAUCACAGUGGAGAUGCUAGGCAACAGAAGUCAUUCUGUACCUGCGCUGCGACAGGCCUUGAUCUUCCUGUGAACAUUAAGCGUCCCCCCUCCCACUGGACUGGCUGCGCCAGCCAACCCCAAUCACGAUUCAGAUAUGAGACCUGAGGGGAGUGCUUUUCUGUGACUUAUCGUGUUAUCUAACCUUACCACUGCCUGCGAACCCACGGCGGUCAUUUUGCCGUAAUAUGAAUGUUGGUUUCGCACCGCACUCAGUAUCAUCGCGCACUUAAUUGUGGGAGAUGAGAGAUUAUGGCAGUGUAUCAGCAUUGGUGUUCUGGGGUCUGCCAAAUGCAGCCUUACGGUCCUCCUAUGCCCUGGAUUUUGUUCACACGCCUGGAAAGGUUUAAAAAUGGGACGUUAUCUCCUUCCACUCCACUCUUCCAAACUCAUCCAAGAGCAGACAGUCCACUACAGUCCCCUAGAACGAUCACUACCCCCAAAGCUACAUAUACCACCCAAGCCCCCCCUCUAUCUCGAAAGCAUCCGACCCCACCAUACUCUUCCCCCUUACAUCGCUUUCCACGGCCUCACAAACCAUCUUUUCCCUUCCUUCCUAUUAUAAACAUGCCAGAUUGGUUCUGCGUGAGUCAUUCUUUACUCUGCUUUACUUAUUGGAAUUAUCUACUCAUACAUUUUAUAGAGGUACUGUGGGUUUGGUCCCCACAAUGUUGAGCUCCACGUCGCCUGCAUCAUGUGCGGCAAGCCCAUGGAUAGCGACGAGCGCAAGCCUGCACAACCUAGCGGGCUUUGUGACCUCCGCAAUGGCCAAAGCAUGGGCUCUGCAUACGCUCCUCUUGCUAGGGAUGACACCGCCGCGAGGAGUCCUUCUACCUAGGAGGGAAUCUCGACUUGACGCAUAUAUGGAGGAUCAGAUGAAGGGCCCCGAAUCGUAGACAAAUGGCCACCGAAAAACAUCGAUAUCUCUUAGUGUGAGACGCUAGACAAAUUCAUUAGACGGAGUUAAACAACUUCUUGGCGCUACUAGAGGAGCUUUCUUUCUUAAACUCAUUUGGCCCUUUUUUUUUUCGUAGCCGGCGGGGGUACCAAAAGCUAUAUUUUGCUUUGGCGCUGUGGUGGUUGGUGGUGGCCUUUUCUUUUUCUGGUGUUUCCUUUCCAAAGACUUGUACUUCUACAUCUUAUACAACUCCCGGUAUCAGAGUAAUCGGGGUACCCUGCGGCUUUUACUUUCUUUUUGCAUCUGCGAUUGUUCUUUCAUUCGUUUUUGUAUCUGUACCACCUCUAGCGGCUUUCUUUAAUACGGUUGGACGGUUAUAACUCGCAAUAAUUAAUCACUAUCGUGCGCUUGAUCACGGGAGGCGUCUCUCAUCAUGAGUAUUUUGGGGUUGAAAUAAUGGUGGCUGGAGCCCGAAAGGACUGUUUGCGGAUUGCUUGUGUGAGUAAUUUAUGGAUACAUAUCUCUGCUCCGCACCGCUGCCCUGCAUUUCU
Molecule: messenger RNA, 5678 nt
Organism: Tuber aestivum (summer truffle)
Lineage: Eukaryota; Fungi; Ascomycota; Pezizomycetes; Pezizales; Tuberaceae
Source: the annotation of a GenBank genome assembly